GGCUUAACAACAAAUUCACACCAUGCGUGAAUAUAAGUUAGUCGUACUUGGCUCGGGAGGUGUUGGAAAGUCUGCUCUGACUGUACAGUUUGUUCAAGGAAUUUUUGUUGAAAAAUAUGAUCCUACGAUAGAAGAUUCUUACAGAAAGCAAGUUGAAGUAGAUGCACAACAGUGUAUGCUUGAAAUCUUGGAUACUGCAGGAACGGAACAAUUUACAGCAAUGAGGGAUUUGUACAUGAAAAAUGGACAAGGUUUUGCAUUAGUUUAUUCCAUCACAGCACAAUCCACGUUUAAUGAUUUGCAAGAUCUGAGAGAACAGAUUCUUCGAGUUAAGGAUACUGAUGAUGUUCCAAUGAUUCUGGUUGGUAAUAAGUGUGACUUAGAAGACGAAAGAGUCGUAGGAAAGGAACAAGGUCAAAAUCUAGCACGACAGUGGAACAACUGUGCAUUCUUAGAAUCUUCUGCAAAGUCAAAAAUAAAUGUUAAUGAGGUAUGGCUAAAUGUUUUAUUUAGAUAAUUCUCUUUGUAAUCC
This is a messenger RNA of Echinops telfairi (small Madagascar hedgehog), 532 nucleotides long. RefSeq names its product RAP1B, member of RAS oncogene family (gene RAP1B). Gene Ontology annotation, biological process: cellular response to cAMP; negative regulation of synaptic vesicle exocytosis; Rap protein signal transduction. The transcript is spliced from 5 exons. NCBI's taxonomy places the organism in Eukaryota, Metazoa, Chordata, Mammalia, Afrosoricida, Tenrecidae. The record is from RefSeq and is a predicted model, not a curated record. Gene Ontology annotation, molecular function: GDP binding; GTPase activity; GTP binding. Gene Ontology annotation, cellular component: plasma membrane. Bases 23 to 517 code for a protein of 164 amino acids.